This is a messenger RNA of Blepharisma stoltei, 645 nucleotides long. The record is from the annotation of a GenBank genome assembly. Lineage: Eukaryota; Ciliophora; Heterotrichea; Heterotrichida; Blepharismidae.
AUGAGAAGAGACUCCUUAUCAAAUUCCAGCAAUAGAAUGAACUCAGACCGGGUAGAAAUAAAUUCUUUAAUCCUCCAAGCACUUUCUCUAAAUCCAGGACGCUCUUCAUCUAUUACCCCAAAAGUUCGACAAAAUAACUCUCCGCAAAAGCAGAAAAAAAUUGAUCUUUCAUAUAACGAAGAUUCCUUUCAAAAACCAUCAGAUUCUGUGCAUUAUUCAGAACAAAGCAAGCAGUCAAUCUUAAAACAGCUAAAAAUCGUUGAACAAGAUAAUAAACGCUUACAGCGUGAAUUAUUAAUUUCAAAAGAAGAAAAUAAAAAUUUAUUAAAACAAAACAGCGAGCUUAGAUACCAAAAUAAUUCACAGCAGCUCUCAAUACAAAAAUUAUCCUUAGAAAUCGAAAAAAUCAAUCGUUCAAGAAACCUAUUAGGGACUAGAAUGCCAAUUCUUACAGAAGGAACUGCCUAUCCCCAACAAAGCCUUUUAUCACGGUCUGGUUCCAAGCCUAAAGAGCUCACAUCAGUUCUAACUCCUCAGCAAAAGCAAAUUACUUCAGAGUUUAUAGAAGAAUUAGGAAAUCUCAGCGUUGUAAUUAAAUCAAGGACUUCAAAACUGAAGCGGCACAGUAAAAAGUAUUUAAUUUAA